AUGAGUAACAUUAAAUUAUCAUAACUAAUAUUACUUCGCAAGUAUUCUUAAGCUGAUAACUAUCAAUACACCAAAUCUUUGAAUGACUUUAUAGAUAAUGCAAGAACAAACUAAGUUAUACAUUUUCAUUACAUCUCUAACAUUAAUCAUCAACAAGAAUAUUUAAGAAGAACUUAUACUAUUAGUAUAUAACUCAACCUAUUUUAGAUGAAAUUCUUAAUAAAAUCACAUCCUUGGUUGAAUAUUACAAAUUUCACAAUGAAAUACCUAGAUGUUUUCUUCCAAAAAUUUCAGAUAUCAUUAGCAAGUAGAAUAUUGAUUUCAUAUUUAGUUACCAUGAUAAGAGAAGAAAAGUUGAGUAUUUAAGGAUCAAGCGAUUUAUUGAAUAUCAAAAUAAAAUAAAUCCAAAUCAACCUCAAAAAAUUAUUGUAGGAGAAUAACCUGAAAUUACUAUAACUUAGAAGUCUGAUAAAAAAUAUAGUAACAUCUUAAAUGAUAUUGACGAAUCCUCAAAAACUAUUGAUAAAAUUUAAACCAAACUUAACUCCAUUAAAUUAAAUGUUGAAGAUCUACAAUUAAUCCAAUCAAAUACAGAAUAAGAAAAAUUAGAUAGUUUUCUUAAGCAUAUAGCUAGAAAGAAACAAAAAUAAACAUAACCUCCACAUUCUCUUAACCUUAAAUUUCCAAUUGGAUUAUCAUAAAGAACUAUUAAAUAAGUACUAUCAAGAAAAAUUAUGGCACAAUAAUCAAAUUAAGGAACUAAUUUAAAUUCUGCUAAAACUAGUAAAUAACUUUCAUUAUAUUAAUAACCUUCUAAUAUUUAAUCUACAUCAAGAAUAAAUAAUAAAUAAUAUCCAACUUAAAAAGAAUUUAGUCACUUUGGAUCAUUCACUUAAAGAGUAGUCAAAGAAAAUCCACUCUCUAAAUUGUUGUCUCCAUUACAAAUUUAGAUAGUAAAUGUUAAUAGGUAUAUUGCAUAUAAUUAUAUAUUAGUACAUCAUCAAAUAAAUGUAAAACAACUGUAUCUAUUUCUAAAUAAUUUAAAAUUACUGAUUCCUUGAAGUUUUCCAAUAUUCAUUAACAUACUAGAUCAGAUUUUAAAUUCUUUAAGAAAAUAUGA
Messenger RNA from Paramecium sonneborni, 1120 nucleotides. Lineage: Eukaryota; Ciliophora; Oligohymenophorea; Peniculida; Parameciidae. The record is from the annotation of a GenBank genome assembly.